This is a messenger RNA of Necator americanus (New World hookworm), 906 nucleotides long. RefSeq lists its product as uncharacterized. Bases 1 to 906 code for a protein of 301 amino acids. The record is from RefSeq and is a predicted model, not a curated record. Lineage: Eukaryota; Metazoa; Nematoda; Chromadorea; Rhabditida; Ancylostomatidae. The transcript has 6 exons.
AUGGCGAUCGGUGACCAAGACGUCUCUGAUUCUGGACCAAGGCAACACACGCAUGACUCGCCAUGGAAACUGUCUCAGACUGUGUACUUACAACGUGAGAACAGUGCUGACCUGCAUGCCCUUCUCGGAGCAGCAGAGCGUAUCAAUUUUCACGUGAUUGCUUUGCAGGAGACCACGUACGGAAGGAGUGACAAGACCACCAAGGAGUUGUUGGAAAGAAGAAGGACUUUGAGGCUUGAUUCAAAUGCAUCGCACAUUGAGCGGCAGAAGAAGAUUUUGGAAGCAGCAGAAAGAAGAACGAGUCUAAAGAAGCGCCGCAGGGAUCUCCGCGAAUGUAAUAUUCUGCUAGCAGCCUUGCUGAACGAGGGCGGGACUCGCACGUCUUCUCGUCGUGAGAUGGAAAUUAUUACGGAGAGGUUCUACUCGAACCUUUUAAGUUCAUCAACUCCUGUGUCAAGCUCGAUCAUCCCCACUGGCGAAGCUCCACCGCGGAUUCUCCCUUCGCAAGUACGAGUCACUAUCAAGGGCAUGAAACCUGGCACAGCCCCCGGACCUGAUUUUAUAUCAGCAGACUUUCUUCGGGCUGGUGGCCAUCCGCUUCAUCUGGCUAAUCUUCCCGUUCUCGACGCCGAAGAAGAAUAUGAAUAUAACGAAUAUUAUGAGCAUUACGAGGAUAUUGACCUUAAUCACCCUUACAUGGUUAUAAGAAAUAUCAAAAAGUGCAAAGCAAUGGACAAAGAAUUACGGAAACUUAUCGAAAAAUUCCAUUUCAAUCUUCGUCAAACGGCAGCUAACGGCUCUCGAUAUCGCGAUGUUCCACUCAACAUAACUUUAAUGAAUGGAUUGUUCAAAAAUGGAAAUACUAUAAUGCACUGCACGGUUACAAGCGAUAAAGCCGCUGGCUGA